UGUUACUGCACACAGAAAAGUGAAAAAAAAAAAGAGAGAGAGAAAUUUGAUGGAAAUCCAAACACGUAACAAAAAUACUGGGGCGAACUUUUUCAAGGACCUACUUCAAACUAUUCUCUUCAAGACCUUCGGUGUAUAAUUAAAUGAUGCAAUUGAGUAAAUGGAGUAGACCACAAUCGUGGGGCUUCCUUUUUUUGGUGUUUUGUCUUGGUUUGUUGGUCAAUGUCGGUGCUAGUUCUGAACCAUCCUUUGAAGAAAACAACGUUUUAAUUGUUCAUGAUCCAUCAGUAUACGAUUUAUCAGACCCUUCGAGUGUACCACCACAAAUCAGUUCGUUCCUCUCCGAAUUGUCUGGUUAUGAAAACUUUAAAUUGACGUUCAAGACCUAUAGUGAAGAAAGUUUAAACUUAUUCAUAGCCAAUGAACCAAUUUAUAACCAUUUAAUUUUGUUACCAAGCUCUAAAAAAACCAUCACCGACAAAGUCAAUUUCAAUCAACAUCAAUUGAUUGACUUCAUCAACCAAAAGGGUAAUGUUUUGGUUGUGGGUGGAUCUGACGCAGCUUUACCAAAUGAUAUUAGAAGUUUCCUUAAUCAAUUGGGUAUUUAUCCUUCUCCCCAACAUUUUAAAUUGGUUGAUCACUUUAAUACCGAAGAUGGGAAAGUGAAAUUGAAUAACGAUAACAUUGUCAAUAAGAAAGUUUUUGCUGAAUUCCCAGAUAAUUCCUUUUUAUAUGAAGGUAGUACUGCUUUACUUUCUAAUAACGAACUUUUAUUCCCAAUUGUUAAAGGAUCUAAAACUAGUUUUACCACUGAUAAUUUAGAAGAACCAAUUUCUCAAGAUAAAACUUGGACUUUCGGUGAUCAAGGUUUUGUUGCUGCUGGUUUCCAAGCUUUAAAUAACGCCAGAUUAUCUUGGAUUGGUGACGAUUCGUUACUUAAUUCCGAUUUGAUUAAUUGGACUUUCCAAAAAAGAAAUCUUUUGAAAUUACAAUUUGUUCAACAUUAUAAUAAUGAAUCUCCUGAAAAAAUUAAUGAAACUUUAUACCGUAUUAAAGAUAAUGUUAUUUAUACUGUGGGGAUUUCUGAAUUGAAAGACAAUAAAUGGGUUCCUUUUGAAAUUAAUGACGACGAAGAUAGACUUCAAUUAUCUUUCAAGAUGUUGGAUCCUUACCAAAGAUUAAAUUUAGAACCUUUAGGACCAGUGGCUUCUAAUGACGGUGAAUUAGACGCAACUGCUUUCUUUGUUAACUUCACCAUCCCAGACCAACACGGUAUGUUCACUUUUGAAUUGGAUUAUAAAAGACAUGGUUUAUCUUACAUUGAAGAUAAAAAAGUCGUUGCAGUCAGACACUUGGCAAACGAUGAAUAUAAGAGAUCAUGGGAUAUUCCAAACUCUUGGGUCUAUUUCACCAGUGCCUUAUGUGUUGCUGUGCUGUGGGGCUUCUUUGUACUUAACUUUUUAUUCAUUGGUAAUACCGAUAAUGUCAAGAAAAAUGUCUAAUAUAAUAGUGUUUAUUAGAUGAAAUAUAUAUAAUUCAUAGAUA
This is a messenger RNA of Hyphopichia burtonii NRRL Y-1933, 1545 nucleotides long. It is a transcript of the gene WBP1, whose product is annotated as dolichyl-diphosphooligosaccharide-protein glycotransferase. The transcript has a single exon. The record is from RefSeq and is a predicted model, not a curated record. Lineage: Eukaryota; Fungi; Ascomycota; Pichiomycetes; Serinales; Debaryomycetaceae. Bases 144 to 1502 code for a protein of 452 amino acids. Gene Ontology annotation, cellular component: oligosaccharyltransferase complex; endoplasmic reticulum membrane.